This is a messenger RNA of Phragmites australis (common reed), 1603 nucleotides long. RefSeq names its product NAC domain-containing protein 68-like. Gene Ontology annotation, molecular function: DNA binding. The transcript has 4 exons. The record is from RefSeq and is a predicted model, not a curated record. NCBI's taxonomy places the organism in Eukaryota, Viridiplantae, Streptophyta, Magnoliopsida, Poales, Poaceae. Bases 16 to 1410 code for a protein of 464 amino acids. Gene Ontology annotation, biological process: regulation of DNA-templated transcription.
GGCGAACGACGACACAUGAGCACGAUCCGCCCGUAUCGUGGACUGGGUCGAGGCGGCGCCGGAGCCUACGAGAAAUUUAAACAAGCGGAGCCGCCGCCCCUGGCGCGCGCGCGCGCCAGUCAAAACCAUAGAGUUUUUCACGGCGACCUCGAUGUCCCAUUCGCCGAGAUCGCACAGAGUCAGAUCCUUUUCCACGGGCGAAGCUUCGCCGCAGCCGGGCGCGUCCUGAUCCGAAGCCCACGGGGCGGGGGAGACGACAGGGCGGGCCCACGCGAGGCCCAACCCGCGCAGGCGCAGCCCAUAUAUACGCGCCCACCCAGCUUGGUCGCCAAGGAAAACAGCUCAGCGGCAGCGAGGAUUUAUAUAGCGGCCAGCCGCCUUUCGAAACCGGACACGAGGAAGGAGAGGUUGUCUCUGGAAGCUGGUCGAGCCGAGCGUCCAUCCAGCCAGCCGUUGGGGCCUUUAGGGUUUGCUUUGAGGAGGAUGGCAACGGUGGCGGCGGAGGGGGGGAGCGGGCGCAGGGACGCGGAGGCGGAGCUGAACCUGCCGCCGGGGUUCCGGUUCCACCCGACGGACGAGGAGCUGGUGGUGCACUACCUCUGCAGGAAGGUGGCGCGGCAGAAGCUGCCGGUGCCCAUCAUCGCCGAGGUCGAUCUCUACAAGUUCGAUCCAUGGGAGCUGCCCGAGAAGGCGCUGUUCGGGCGCAAGGAGUGGUAUUUCUUCACACCGCGCGACCGCAAGUACCCGAACGGGUCACGCCCCAACCGCGCCGCCGGAAGGGGGUACUGGAAGGCGACGGGCGCCGACAAGCCGAUCGCGCCCAAGGGGAGCGCCAGGACGGCGGGCAUCAAGAAGGCGCUGGUGUUCUACUCCGGCAAGGCGCCGAGGGGCAUCAAGACCGACUGGAUCAUGCACGAGUACCGUCUUGCUGACGCCGACCGCGCCCCGGGCAAGAAGGGAUCCCAGAAGUUGGAUGAAUGGGUGCUGUGCCGGCUGUACAACAAGAAGAACAACUGGGAGAAGAUUAAGGUGGAGGAGCAGGUGGCGCACCACCACCGGCAGAACGGGGAGGUCAUGGACACGCUCGCCGACACCAUGUCCGACAGCUUCCAGACGCACGACUCCGAUAUCGACAACGCCUCGGGCAUGCAGAACAACUUCGGUGGCAUGGCGCAGGGGCAGGCCAUGAGGAACGGCAUCGGCAACGUGACGGUGAAGGAGGACAACGACUGGUUCACGGACCUGAAUCUGGACGAGCUGCAGGCGUCUUACAUGAACCUGGGCCAGACGGUGAAUCCAAAUCAGCUGGGCCAGACGGUGAAUCUGGCAGCUGGGCAAGACCAUGGCUACUUGCAGUCCAUGAGCUCGCCGCAGAUGAAGAUAUGGCAGACAAUCUUGCCGCCAUUCUGAGAAUUGAGAUUGAGAUGGAAGAGGCAAGAGAUGUAAAUAAGGGGAGACGAGGAGUGACUAGACAGGACUAGAAAGAACAAGUAUGAAGUUUGGAGGAUAUGAUUCUGCAACUGUUGAUGUAGGCUUGCAAUGUUUAUUCUUUUGUUGGAUCUAUGCAUUUAGUAAUGCGCAAAAACAUUCCCCUUUGCCCUUA